Messenger RNA from Aspergillus luchuensis, 1455 nucleotides. RefSeq names its product putative pachytene checkpoint component Pch2. The transcript has 8 exons. Gene Ontology annotation, molecular function: ATP binding; ATP hydrolysis activity. The coding region runs from base 1 to 1455 and encodes 484 amino acids. Lineage: Eukaryota; Fungi; Ascomycota; Eurotiomycetes; Eurotiales; Aspergillaceae. Gene Ontology annotation, biological process: meiotic recombination checkpoint signaling; reciprocal meiotic recombination. Gene Ontology annotation, cellular component: chromosome; nucleus. The record is from RefSeq and is a predicted model, not a curated record.
AUGGACACGAGCGUCAACAGUUGCGUUUCAAACCCAGUGGAAGAGUCUCAACGCCCCAUAUUGCACAUUGAGGCUCGAGUGAAAUGUGCUAAUGAUGGCAUGAUCGUUCGCACUGAUUUGGUUAGGGACGAGGUUACAGAAUGGCUUCACAACAAUUACAUCGUGAUGUCUGUUGAUCAGUUCAUCAAUUCUUUCGGAGGUCUAAGCGAACCACAUGCCCAAGCCCUGGAGUUCAUACUCGUGACCGAAUGUAGCGGCGGCAAUCUGGAGUCCGGUGCAUACCGACUUCAGGAUGUCCAGUUGGACGUUCAAGUGUACCAACUACGUACCAAAUCGGAGCGACAGAGCUUGCAGAAGACCGGUACACUUGAGGAUUCAACAGAAGCCGGGGGUGGAGUCGCUACGGCAAGAGUACUGGCCUUACCGAGCAUAGAUCUGGAGGGACUAUGGGAGACGUUGGAUUACGAUCAACCAAUUCAGUCGACGCUUCUUUCGGCUACAAGCAGAAUGGUCUCGUUUUCUGCUCAUAAACUCGAUAAGUGGACUAUCAAUUGGAACAGGUUGUUACUCAUAUGGGGGCCACCAGGAACUGGGAAGACAAGCCUUUGUCGCGGUCUUGCCCAGAAGCUUGCAAUACGCCUGGGAAAGGGUUAUCCCCAGAGCAAGCUAUUUGAGAUCAACGCAUACUCUCUAGGAAGCAAGUAUUACGGCGAGAGUAGCAAACUUGUGAAUGGGAUGUUUGAGAACAUUGAGACGUUUCUCCAAGAGGAAGAAGAUACAUUCGUUUGUGUGUUCAUGGAUGAGAUAGAGACCUUGGUUGCUCGGAGAGACCGGGCACUGAGCAGCAAUGAGCCCUUCGACGCCAUUCGAGCAGUCGAUGCGGUACUCACAGGGCUGGAUAAACUGAAAGAACAUUCAAAUGUUAUCGUCGUCUGCACCAGCAAUUUGAUUACAGCGCUGGACCAAGCUUUCCUCGAUCGAGUUGAUAUCAAACAAUACAUACCGCAACUAUCUAGCAGACCUAUAUAUAAUAUCUACAAGGACUGCCUAGAGGAGUUGAGCCAGAGUGGACUCAUUGAGGGUGUUUCAUUCGACGUGGUCCAAGUUACUCCGGACGAUCCCCAGACGGCUUUGCAGUAUGUGGAGCAGGCUGCGGAACACCUCACCCUCCCGACUUUUGACGAAGUGCUGCUGCACUAUAGAUCGUUCUCCGAUGCUAUACCCACGCUACUUGCUAAGGCUGUCUUUGAAAGUGAGGGGCUUAGCGGUCGCACGGUUCGAAGACUACCCGCUCUAUCGUUGAUUCUUUAUAGUAACGGUACCCGAUGCGAUAUUCGGACAGCGAUUGAGGCGCUGCGUAUGGGAAUAGCGUCGGAAUGGCAGGCUAAGACGGAGGCGACGAUGACUAUGGCGGAAGAGCAGCUCUCGGGAACAACACAAGCCAAUGGCCAAUGA